AUGCACAAAGGGGCUUUAUCCGCUUGCGCGAGACCUGGUCAUCGGGUAGCUGCAGCGGCUGCCACCGGCUUGGGCGGCUCCCUGUGUGCGAAUGGCCCGGACGUAGUGAAGGUGAGGCUAUUCGCAGAGCCUGGUCGCUAUCCAGGAUUCCUGUCCGCUGCCACAGAAAUUGCGCAGAAAGAAGGCUUCGUGCGAGGCCUCCUCGUCCGGGGUGUCAGCGCUUCAGCUCCAAGGGGUGCUGCCAUUGCCAUUGGAGAGGUGACGACUUACGACCAGACCAAGACAACACUUCGCAGGCAUUGGCCAGGCAUCGAGAGUGCUGCUCGUGAUGGUCGGCGUGAACCCUUCUCGCUGCACGUGGUGACAUCAUUGAUCACAGGCGUGGUGGCGACAACUGUGGCCGCGCCCUUCGACACAUUGAAGAGCUGUGUCAUGGCCGACGAUGGCACGCGCUUCCCGCGGGGCUUUCUGGACGCCCUCCUGUCCAUCGUACGGUCGGAGGGCCCUGCCAGCCUCUUUCGCGGCUGGUGGCCAGCAUACUGUCGCUUAGGGCCCCACGCAAUUCUCACCUUUCCGCUUCUGGAGCAGGUGCGCAAAGCUUUGGGCCUCCAAUACCUUUAG
Molecule: messenger RNA, 621 nt
Organism: Symbiodinium natans
Lineage: Eukaryota; Dinophyceae; Suessiales; Symbiodiniaceae
Source: the annotation of a GenBank genome assembly